AUGUCCGCCCUCACGGCCAAGUCGAGCUCGGGGUUGCUCCUCAGCGCCAGCGCCGGCCGCCUCCUCGAGGCCAUGUCCUCCGACUUCGUGGGCUUCACCAUCGUGAGCAAGGUGCGGCGCGGGGACCUCGAGGGCGUGCGCUCCUGGCUCCACCACCGCGGCGACGUGAACUUCGUCGUCCACCCGCGGACGAAGUUCACGCUCCUCAUGUUCGCCGUCCACGCGUCCGCGCGGCUGCCGGGAGCCGCGGACGUCGCGGCGCUGCUCCUGGCGUCGGGCGCGGACGCCAACGCGACGACGCACGAGCUCGAACCGGCGCGACGCCUUCUUCGAGACGGGUUCCACUGGCGGCUCUGGCUCGCGGUCGCGGCGACGGUCGUCGUCGGCGGCGUCGUCGCGUUCGCCAUCGCCGUCGCCGCGGACGGCGCGCCGCGCACCCUGUCGGCGGGCGUCGAGUCCGCGGCGACGCAGCUCUACCACGCGACGGCGCUGCUCCUCGCCGGCGACGACUUCGAGUGGCUCCGCGGUCCCGGCCGCGCGUUCCGCCUCGGCUUUUUGUUCUUCGCGCUCGUGACGUCGGCGACGUACACGGCGAACCUCGCGGCGUUCCUCACGCGGCCCAACGUCAAGGUCCUGGGCCCGCAGACCAUGGACGACCUGGCGACGUCCGUCGCGUGCGUCGAGUACGGGUCCCUCGUCGCCAUGCUCGGGAGCCUCGUCGCGGGCACGAUCUCGCCGGACACGCACGCGGCGGACGGCGUCGCCUACGGCUACGACGAGCUCGGCGCGCGGACCGCGUGGUGCGUCGACGCGGUGCUCGGCGGCGCCGCGGACAUCUUCAUCUCCAACGACGUCGGCCUCCACCUCGUCGGCCUCGACCUGUGCCUCGACCACUGCGAGGACCUGCACCCGGCCGCGGGCAUCCGGCUCAUGAUGCUCCACACGCACGUCUUCGCGAACGACGCGGCGCUCGCGCGGAACAUCUCCUCGACCAUCGACGCGCUCUACUCCUACGCGUCGAUCUACGCCGUCUUCGACGAGCGCUUCCGCCGCGCGGAGUCGUGCGGCGAGGCCGAGGUCGGCGAGACGACGCAGAUCAAGAUGGGCGACAUGGCCGGGGCGCGUACCCGACGAACGAUGCCCGCCGGGCGCGCCUACGCGCUGUCGCUCUACCGGCGCGCGCUGCGCGCCGCGUUCCUCUGCCCGGACCCGUCGCAGCGCGCGACGAUGACGGCGUACGCGAGGAACAGUUUUCGCGACAGCGCGCGGCUCAGCGACGCGCGGCGCGUGGGCACGCUCCUCGCCGACGCCGAGGAGCAGAUCUCCUGGUCCGAGAGCCUGCACCGCCGCCGCCGACACGGCGAGGACGCCGCCGCGGACGCGGCCGCGGCCGCGGCGCCGCCCGCGGCCGCGGCGCCGCCCGCCGCGCCUCCAGCGGACGGCGGCCUCGCCGCGGAGCUCGCCGCCUACGCGAAGAAGCACAGCCUGCCCAUCGACGUGUCGCACUGGGACGCCGACGAGCUCGCCGGGCUGAGAGCCGCGGAGCUCGAGGGCCUCGGGCUCCACGCCGUCGAGGCCGUCCGCCUCGCGGCGAAG
Molecule: messenger RNA, 1596 nt
Organism: Aureococcus anophagefferens
Lineage: Eukaryota; Pelagophyceae; Pelagomonadales; Pelagomonadaceae
Exons: 4
Cellular component (GO): membrane
Molecular function (GO): ligand-gated monoatomic ion channel activity
Source: RefSeq, a predicted model, not a curated record